Schistosoma rodhaini is the source of this 1320-nucleotide messenger RNA. The record is from the annotation of a GenBank genome assembly. NCBI's taxonomy places the organism in Eukaryota, Metazoa, Platyhelminthes, Trematoda, Strigeidida, Schistosomatidae.
AUGAGUCAAAACUCUUCGGAAUCUUCGUUAUUACAAAGUGCAGAUCGAAAACUCACCAUCGACAAUCAAGCUUCAGACCAUGGCAACAUGAGCUCGAUUCCUUCAGUUUAUAGAAAGGGUCUCUCAGUUUCCUCUUAUCCACAAGAAACAUUGAACAAAGAAACCGUCCACAUCAAUUUAGAUCCUAAUACAGCGCCCGCUCGAUACCGUGGCAUUCGUGAUUUAGAUUUAAAUUCGUGGGAUGACGAAGCGGCGGGGAAAUUACGUGUAUCAUUUCGUCCUUCUGGAGAUUUAUACGACUUUUUAUCUCCAUGUAGACGUUCUUUUGGUCUUCGUGCUGUAACUCGCUCUGUAAAUUCGCGGCCUCUAAGACGAACAUUCGGUGUUAUCUGGUUUGUUAACGACUGUUGUGGGGUUGCUUGUAUUUUUAUCACCUGGCUCCUUAUUCUGUAUGCAGAGUUUGUUAUAGACUUCAUAAUACUAAAUCAUUCUCCAUCACAUACCUUCUACUGGAUAAGUGGAAUAAUUUACCAUUUGUUUGCUAUCCUAGCAGUAGUUUCUCAUUUCAAAGCAUUCAGCACUGACCCAGGUAGCAUUCCAAUCGGUGCAGCAAAUCAAGCAUUUGCAAAAUGUUUACAACAGUAUUCUUCUUAUUUAUCUGCUCCUCCUAUACGUUGCACAAAGUGCCUUACUAUUAAACCUAUUCGUGCCCAUCAUUGUCGUAUUUGUCAACGAUGUAUACGUAAAAUGGAUCAUCAUUGUCCAUGGGUAAACAAUUGUGUCGGUGAAGGAAAUCAAAAAUACUUUGUUUUAUUCGCUUUUUAUAUUUGUCUUAUGUCAUUUACUGCUAUUGGAAUGUGUAUUUAUUUCCUUUUACAAUGUUUGGGUUCCGAUUGGGAUGUCUGUCAACAAAACCAAAUUUUCAAUAUACUAGGCAAUUUCAGUUCAUUGGCGUGCAGUGCAUUUGCCCUAGGAUUGAUAUGUGAAUCCUUGAUGUUCGGUAUUUUUACUUUAGUUAUGUGCAUCAGUCAAUUGUGUGCGAUUUCAAAUGAUGAAACAGGCAUUGAAAACAUCAAAAAAGAAGAGUCAUCAUGGGAGAAACAAUCAGCCAGAAAAAAUUUUAUCAAAGCUUUUGGUGCACCAUUUUCAUGGCGAUGGUUUAGUCCAUUCUCAUCACCUUCAUUUGUUCCGACAAUAUUACCAGGACUUCCAGACGAUCUCAAUUUAACUAAUAUGAUAUAUUUAGCUGAACAAAAUGCAACUCGACAAAAUAAAAAUGAAUUUCAGUCAGAUUUUAAUCAAAUUGGAUAUAUUGUUUGA